Colletotrichum chrysophilum is the source of this 663-nucleotide messenger RNA. RefSeq lists its product as uncharacterized. The record is from RefSeq and is a predicted model, not a curated record. Bases 1 to 663 code for a protein of 220 amino acids. The transcript is spliced from 3 exons. Lineage: Eukaryota; Fungi; Ascomycota; Sordariomycetes; Glomerellales; Glomerellaceae. Gene Ontology annotation, biological process: hydrogen peroxide catabolic process; cellular response to oxidative stress; response to reactive oxygen species. Gene Ontology annotation, molecular function: heme binding; peroxidase activity.
AUGGAAGACAUUUUAAGAGAGCUGUCUGUAUGGACGAAGGUUGCCGCAGAUCUGAAGGCUACCUUCGCUGGGUGCUCACCCGAGGCCAGACAAGCUAUCAGAGCUUCGUUCCACGACUGCUUCCCAGGCGCAUGUGAUGGCUCACUGAUUCUGGCCAACGAGUACUUGGACAGGGAGGAGAACAUCCAGUUCCAGCCAAUCUGUGACACCCUUGGCCAGAAGGCAGUCGAGUACAGCGUUGGCACCGCUGACAUGAUUCAAGCGGCAGCAUCACUUGCCGUUGCAGCCUGCGGUGGCCCCAAGACAUACCUCUGGGUGGGUCGCAAAGAUUCCAGCGUACCCAACCCUGAGGGCGUCCUACCCACACAGGACUCCGAUGCCGCCACUCAGAUCAAGGCCUUCAAGAAGAAGGGCUUUACGGCAACCGAUCUGGUGGCUCUCCUUGGCGCGCACAGCGCAGGAACUAGCCUUCAGGAGCUGGCGUUCGACUCGACCCCCGACAAGCUGGACAGCACGACCUUCUAUCCGGAGACUGUUAAAGAAACAUCGCCCACCUCCCUCGGUAGUGAUGUUGCCGUCAGCAACGCCACCGAGACGAAGAACAUCUGGAAAGGCUUCGGCACGAGCCAGGCGCGUUGGAACACCGCUUUCAAGCUUGCGUGA